AAUUUACAAUUUGAUUACAUAAAUAAAGCAAAUUAUUGCCAGCAUUAGUGGCCCCACAACUCGCACACGACAUGUAUAUAAAUUAUGCCGAAUGGGGACCCAUUGGAUCGCAAAUUGUUUUUAUCCACAAAAAUGACAUUUAUUAUAAAUCCGAUGCAAACGCAGCGCCAAUAAGACUCACAAAUUCAGGCAAAGAAAUGGUUAUAUAUAACGGAUUACCCGAUUGGGUGUACGAGGAAGAGAUCUUCAACGAGCCGAAGACUUUUUGGUUAUCACCGGCGGGAACAAAGUUGGUCUACACCACCAUCGAUGACAGCGCUGUCGACUUAAUGACGUGGCCGUACUAUAGCACCGGCAAAUUGCCCCAGGGUUAUUAUAAUCAAUACACUAAAAUCGAGAAGGUCAGGUACCCUAAACCCGGUCGAUCCAACCCUACGAUUAAGCUUCAUUACAUCGAUUUGACUCAAUUGCAUGACUAUAACGGCUCGAUCGGUAAACUGACCGUUCAUUUAAAGCCACCCAAAGAUAUCACAGAUUAUGGAGAUCAUUAUCUGACAACAUUAAAAUGGAUAGAUGACAAUGUUGUGGCUGCGAAUUGGAUGAACCGAGCUCAAAACUUCUCGGUCAUGACCUGCUAUAGUAGUCGCGCCAAUUUGGAGCCAAUCUCUAAUUUCAAAUUACAAUCGAGUAAUGGAUGGAUUGACUUGUUUAAGCCGCCUGUCGUCACACCAGACCGCGAGUCCUAUAUAUUAAGAGUACCCAAAAUGAGUGACAACAAGAAGGAUGUGUUUCCACAUAUCGCCAAAGUGUCCGUUUCGGUGAGACAUUCAAUCCGAUUCUUG
Molecule: messenger RNA, 842 nt
Organism: Medioppia subpectinata
Lineage: Eukaryota; Metazoa; Arthropoda; Arachnida; Sarcoptiformes; Oppiidae
Source: the annotation of a GenBank genome assembly